AUGAAGAGGCAAAUUCUUUCCUACGUGGAUGUUCAUCGGCUGAGUGACGACUCCAGCGAAGAGGAGAAUGUAGACCGUAACAAAAAACGUCCACAAUCGACUGCAGGAAGUGAAAUGCCUUCAAAUUCUGAUAUCGUGAAUAUGUUACUCCAACAGAAUCAAACUCUCAUGAAAAUUAUUCAGAAAGGAAGUGGUUCACCUGCUAAGAAGAAUGAGGCUCCCCCUCCUACUAAACGCUCGAGACGAUCACCUGAAUUACCUGAAAGUGCAAAUUUAGACCUCUUUUCCUUUUAUAAUAAUGAAGAUGAAAGUGAUUAUGAAGAUUUCAACCUUCUUACCUUCCAUAAACCCAUUCCUUCAUAUAUUUCCACCAAUUUCAAAGCUGAACCAUCUUUUCAUAGAGAAGGGAAAAUUCAAUUGAAUAACUCACUAGUAGCAUUAACUUUCAGUGAAGGCCAUAGUGAUAACAUUGAUAAAUUCUUUACAUCAAUAGACCUCGACACUCGUGGUAUUACGCUGCAGGAUGUGGUUGCCCGGGCUCAAAUUCAGACUAAAAGACCUCCACAAAGAUCGUCUCUGUCUCCAUUGACUCUUGAAAAACCAAAGAAAAAGAUAAAGGUUAAGAAGGAAUUGCCUGUUCCUACUGUACUGUCUGAUCUUCCUUUGAAUAUCAAGACUGAACCCCCAAGUGAUUCAGAGUCCUCAUCGUCAUCUUCGUCAUCUUCUUCUGGAAGUGAUUCAGAUGAGCCAGAUAUAAAGAAAGAGAUGCCAGUUGUACCACAUAGUGCAAAGAAAAGGUUAAUAACAAAGACUGAAGAAGUCAAACUAGAACCCGGAGAUCCCACAGCUGCCUGUGAAGAUAUUGACAUUGGUGGGUUGGGUGUUGAACCAUUAGGAACAGACGAAAUGAUAAAGACUGAAGUGAAAGAGGAACCAAUGGAGGACCAAGUUACUGCUGCCAUAGAAACUUCAUCAGAACUCACUGCUGCUUUAGAGAGCAUAGGGGCUUGCAUAGCACCAGAGUUGACUCAGGAAACACACAUCUGCUUCUUCAGUUUGAUACGUGACAUUAUUUGCUCUACUGGGGAGCAGCGUAUGACAAGAGCACAGCUGGAAUCCAGUAUAAGAGUGUGGCAGGAGUCUGCUAUUUCCCCUCUAAAUGAGUGGUAUUCUCUUGUCCCAUCUUGGGUUAAUAUUCUUCCAUCAGCUAUCAAUUUUCUCUGUGGACAUUUUACAGAUGUGCAGCCAGCUGACUUUGUCCCUUACAUCGAGUAUAAAAGUAUGCUAAGAGUGUAUCAGUGGAUUGGAGCAGGGAGAGACAGUGAUGGUCAUUUGGAGCCCUUAGCACAGUUCUGGCUGGCUAAUAAGUCAUCUAUGAGCAGUGAAUGGAUUGAGGAUGAUGUUUUGGGAUCUAGAGUUGAAGUUGAAGAAAGUGAUGUCAUACCACCUCCUCGUUGCUAUACUAACUGGACAGUGCAGCCAGCUACAGAUGCUGAGAAAGAGGCUUACCGAGCACAAGAAAAGCUCAGAUAUGAAAAACCACACAAAGCUUACACUUUUAGAAUGCAUGGCUAUGAGAGUGUUGUGGGUCCUGUGAAAGGAAUUUAUACCCAGCAGACUGGGCUAAAUAAGGCUCGAGGGCAUUCACUUCUUGUUCCAGAUAGACCAGCAUAUGUUACUAUACUCUCGCUUGUCCGUGAUGCUGUUGCACGUCUUCCCAAUGGAGAAGGUACACGUUCAGAUAUAUGUGAACUUUUGAAGGAGUCUCAGUAUUUAGCUCCUCUCACCAGUCCUACAGCAGAAAAUAAUCUAAAUAGCGUUGUAUCUGGAGCACUGGAUCGACUUCAUUACGAGAAUGAUCCAUGUGUUAAAUAUGAUACACCAAGGAAACUCUGGAUUUACUUGCACAGGAACAGAAAUGAAGAGGAGUUUGAGCGAAUGCAUCAUCUAAAUGGACCUGGAGGUAAUAAAAACAAAAAGCCAGCCCCUCGAAGACAGAGUCGCACUAAAGUCAAAGAUCCCUUGACUAUUAAAGGGCCUCCAAAUGUAACCUUGGAACCUCUACCACCACCAACAAAGGUUGAAGCAGCGCAACAGCUAAGGUUGAAGCCUGAAGAAGUUGCUGUUUUAGCAAAAGCCAAAGUAGAUUCUCCAGUCAAAUUAGAACACUUGGGUACCCCAGCAGUUGGAAAGACAAUUACUUCUGUAAGAAUGGGUGGUGUUCGGGGCACAGUUGGAUCAAGUAGUGUUCAGACUAUCCAGGUGUCAACAGCUGGUGGUGUACAGACUAUCAAAGUUGCUCUUCCUCCUGGUGGUCCAACUAUAGCAAAAGUUACCCCACAAGCACUUGGCAAAGUCCCAACAUCUUCCAUUACUAAGGUUGCUGGCCAAACCAUAAGUCGAACUCCAACACCAACUUUGGCAAAGGCUGCUAGUGCAGGAAUCAAGGGUGUGAGUCUUCAGCAGUCAGUUCUUCAGUCUGCAGUAACUGGGACCACAAUAAGCCAGGAUGCUUUACUGGCUUCGCAACAUAUCACAAACCUCACAUCAGGCAACUUGACUGCUGGUAAAUCUCGUUCACCUGUUGUGACAUUGACAACCAGAGAAGCUGCCAAACUUCCCACGCCAUCUGUUGCUCAGGCUAGACCUAGCGCAUCUGCUUCAACUACACCUGCUGGCCAGCAACUUGCCACACAAACCUCUCUUGCCUCUCAGGUGUGCACUACAGCUAGUGGUACCAUAGGGAAUAAAUUAGCAAGUGCACCAACUGUUGUAAAUAUGGGUGGGUCAACCGUUCAUAAGACUAAUCUUUUCUCCCUUAGUGGGAUAAAAUUACUGCAAGCAACUCCACAGCAAGUAGCUGCAAGCAAAGGUAAAACUGCUGGUUCAGCUUCUCCAGGUGUCAUGAAUUCUGUUACUAAACUGCAAACUCUGAUGGUUGAUGGAAAAGUCUUAAUGCAAGGAGGAAAGGUGGUUAGUGUAGAGUCUCUGUUAAGUCAAGCAGAUAAAACAACACAGAUUCAAGGUGGAGUUGUGACUACUAUAGCUGGAAACAAGUUAGCGGGUGGUAAUGUCAUUCAGGUAGCUGGUGGUGCAGGUGGUGUUCAGCGACUGACGCUAGUUUCUCCUCAGGGGUCCCAUGUACCUUUAACAGCUGCAAAUCAAAGGUUAAUCCUUGCUACUGGAUCACAGGCUAACAAAAUUGAUGGGACAGGCAGUAAAACCCAAGUAGUUCAAACAAUUCAAACACUGCAGCCAGGAGGGCAUGUUGUCCAGACGAGCCAAGGGUCAAUAACUACCACAACGAGUAGCACAACUACCACUCCAUCCAUAAACAAUAAUACUACUCAAGUAGUUAGUGCCCCAAUUUCAUCUGCUCCUGCAACAACAACUCAGGCAAGAUUCUUUUCCGUGGGUCAGCAACAAAAGACUAUUGUUCAGGGAUUGGGUGUUGCUGGCAAACCUGUCUUAUCCAGUGGUGGAAUAAGGCUGGUCCAGCCAUCCGUCAGUGGUGCUGUUGUUGCUGGAACGUCCACAGCUACAGGUAACCUAAUAACCAUUGGUGGGAAGCAGGUGUUGUUGACAUCAAAACCUUUUGCACAGCAACAGCUACAGCAGGUUAUGUUAACUGGUGGGAGUCUUAAAGGAGGCUCAGCAGCAACGCAAGCGGCUGCCAGUCAAGGAGCAGUUGUGGUUGCAAGUGGGACUGGGGGUCAACAGAUUGUUUUACCGGCUGCAGCUCUUCAGGGGUCACACUUGAAUUUAAAAGGUGUACAAGCUUUCCAGACUUUGAAGGUUAUCCCAGCUUCUCAGGUUACUCAACAGCAGAGAGGAAAGCCUGUGUUAGCACGUAUAGUUUCGCCAGCAGCCGUCAGAGGUACUACAACUGUAACUGCCAAUCAACAGGGUACACAUGAACUCCCAAAAUCGUAGAUUUUGUGUCUGUAUAUAGUUUGGUUAAUGUAUAUAGUUUGGUUAAGGGAAAGUCCUUGCAAUUGCUGUACAAGAUCCCUCUUUUAAAUGUCCAUUGCAUUUCUAUGUUCAUUUAUGAAAGGAAGAACCUGUUUGCCCAGAAAUAGGGUUAACAAAGAUUCGUCCUCAGAAAUUUUUAUAUCAAAUACAGUAUGUAGUAAUUUAUUUAUUUAUAAGAGGCAGUGAUGAGUUAUUUUCAUAAAAAAAAAUAUAUUUGUAGCCCAGAUAAAAGUUGAUGUAUCCUUGGUAAAAGUUGUGGUUGUAAUUAUUGAACUGUUGUUGAGUGUUGAAAUACUUGAAUGUAAACUGUGUCCAUUGCUAAGCACAGAUUCUUAUUUUAAGACACACCUUGUAAAUUUAGAAAUUGCUAAGUACUUAAUGUAUGAUCAACAAUUUGUUUUCCUGUAAUGGUAUUGGAUUUGAUUUUUUAUAAUGGCUACAUGAAAAAUUAUGAAAAGGAAAACUCAUAGUUGCCUUUGAAUUUUAUGUGAAAUUAAGCUAUAUAUUUGUAACUGACAGUUUUGAAGUUUCCCAACUUCUUCACAAAAUUAAUGACGUGUGAAAGAAACCAACAAAACUGAAAUUUCCUGAAAAAUCAUGAGUGAGGUACUUUGUACCUUGAACAUUUCAUGAAAGAAAAUAACCUGUGAUAGUCAUCUAGACAAAAGUUUUUGUGAAUAUUAGAAAAUUUAAUUAUUUUAUACAAGCUAUUGUAAUUGUAUACAUGUUCUAAUGGUCAUAUACUUGACAAGUAAUAUAUGAAAUAUAUUACUAAUGUGACUUUGUUUAGGAACCCCUUUUAGCCAGACUCAAUUUUGUAUGAAGUUAUCAUUUGAAAAGCAAGGAUUUUAAUUUGAGCAUUGUUUUCACGCUAACCUAACUUUUCUGAUAAAGAAAGUAAGUAGCAAAGUAGUUACCAAGAACUGCUUCAUUGCAAUUGGCAAUUAUAGUAUAAUUUCAGGGUAUUUUUGAAAUUUAUAUUGUAAAGGCGUGAUACCUCUUGAUAUAGACAAACCACCCAGGUGUGUAAUUUGAAUAUGAUCUUCAUUUAAAACCUGAUUAAAAAGUGGUUUCUCUGAUUUUAUCAACAAAACAGGAAACGAUCGCUACUUCAUUAGUUACCUGGUAGCAGUGCUUUUCCAGAGGGACUGCAGAGAUAGUCUGUUAAGCUACCCAGUAACAGUAAUAACAAUAAUAGUAACACAAGUCAUCAUCAUAAAAUUCUCUAGGGUAAUUUUAAUUUCCUGCAAAGAGAAGAUGAUGAAGAGACGGCAGAUUCGACUCCUUUACCAUACCUUCCUUGGCAGACUUUGUAGACAACGACAAAGCUGAGAUGCUCCUGUGCCCUGUCAGGGCACUAAGGGAGUACUUAAAGAGAACAAGGCACCUCAGGCCGGGGUGCCAGAGGUUGUUCGUAAGUACAGGACGGAACAAGAAGGAAGUGUCCAAGAAUACAAUAUCAUUUUGGCUAAGGGAGACGAUCAGAGAUGCUUAUACGGCAGAAGACAGAGGGUCAGAUAGACGCAGAGGCAGUAGCAGAAGAUGCGCUACAACACCCCUGGGACAAUCUGGACGUGUACGCAUUUCCUCCAUUUCAUCUAAUCCGUCAGGUUCUGAACAGGGUAAUGCGGUCUCAGAACCUCAAGAUGACCCUGGUAGCCCCGUUAUGGCCGAAAGCAGAGUGGUUUCCAGACCUACUGGAACUCCUAGUAGAUGUGCCAAGAGAGUUACCUCCAUGGAGCAACCUUCUGUGUCAGCCUCACGUGGAGAGGUACCACCAGUCGGUGAAGUCCCUAUCGCUUCACGGGUGGAGACUGUCAAGUAUCUCCUCCGAGAGCGAGGGUUUUUGCAGAAAGCAGCAACUCAGAUGGCAGGUAAUAUCAGAAAAUCAUCUGCGACAGUAUACCAAGGAAAGUGGUCAGCAUACUGUGAUUGGUGUCGUAGAGGGAACGUGUCUCCACUCGGUACCACUAUUCAGCAGUUAGCAGACUUUCUGAUAUAUCUCAGAACAGAAAAACAUAUGUCUGUAUCUGCAGUGAAGGGGUACAGGGCAGCUCUAGCCUCAGUCUUACGAAUGAAAGGAGUGGACAUAUCGUCUUCAUGGGAGUUGGCCAUGCUGAUGAGGAGCUUUGAACAGUCAUGCCCACCAAAGGAGCUAAAAGCCCCAGAUUGGGAUCUGACCAAGGUACUGAGUAGUCUGACAAAACCCCCCUAUGAACCACUAAGGCAGUCCACGGAUAGGAGCCUGACCCUGAAGACAGUCUUCUUAUUGGCCCUGGCUUCAACCAAAAGGGUGGGGGAGCUACAUGGCCUCUCAUAUCUCAUAAAGCACUCGAGAGGUUGGAGAUCAAUGGUAUGUGAGUUUGUCCCAGAAUUCGUGGCCAAGACCCAAAAUCCAACAAUAGUAGACGGCAGAUUCGACUCCUUUACCAUACCUUCCUUGGCAGACUUUGUAGACAACGACAAAGCUGAGAUGCUCCUGUGCCCCGUCAGGGCACUAAGGGAGUACUUAAAGAGAACAAGGCACCUCAGGCCGGGGUGCCAGAGGUUGUUCGUAAGUACAGGACGGAACAAGAAGGAAGUGUCCAAGAAUACAAUAUCAUUUUGGCUAAGGGAGACGAUCAGAGAUGCUUAUACGGCAGAAGACAGAGGGUCAGAUAGCCAGGUGGGAGCUAGAGCUCAUGACAUCAGGGGUGUGAGUGCUUCCCUGGCAUUUAAGAAGAACAUGUCUGUGGAUAAAAUUCUGAAAGCUGGUGUGUGGAAGCGCCAAACAACUUUCACCUCAUUUUAUUUGAAAGAUGUUGCCCAUAGAUCCUUGGACACCUUUUCCUUGGGUCCAGUGGUGGCGGCCCAACAAGUGAUAUAGUUCAUCCAGUGCCCCUGGCGGGUCAGUUUGCGUCUAGUCUAAGAUGAAGGUAUGAAAGUAGAAUGAAUGGGAUGACUGGUCUUUUUUCUUUACUACUUUCUUCCUACUCCUUUAACUACGGGCAAUAUGAAGGAGAGUACCGUCAUGUGCUGGAACGGACUAGAUGCAGGUGAGAUGGUCAGCCAUACUGUGAAGCUAUCUUAGCUGAUGAUAUACUUUUCAGUAGCAACACACCCCUCUGGAUAAUAGGGAAAAGAGGGGUGAAGGUGGAUCCAGUUGCAAGGGACAAGAGUAAACAGUAGAAUGGUAUCUACACCUAGUGGGAGAAAACCAAUAGAUCCGCUUAUAUCUUUGGUCCUAGGUUCGUUGUCCAUUCUCUUAGAAUUUCCCUAUAUAUUCGGAAAUGGAUAAGGUGGCAAACUCCCAGUCAGUUGUAGAGACUUACCUCCCUCCAAUAGUAAGUCUAUCCUAAUGUUAAGACCGAAGGUUUGUUUCGUGUAUGAACAAAUACCAAAUUUGUAACUAAUUUGUAUUUUUCAUAACUAACAAACCUGAGGUCUUAACAGUUAAAGGCCCACCUCGAACCACCCCUCUAGCAGUCUAAACUGGGUUAGAAAUAUAACUGAUGGGUCACAGGUAGCCGUGGGCAUUCUGGGUAUACAUGCCCCGUGACCUGGUAUAGAUGCCAUUAGUCCCUGGAUCUCACAAGUGUAAUUUUAAUUCUACCGGUUUCCAGCUUGGCGCUAGUAAAUCCUAAUGUUAAGACCUCAGGUUUGUUAGUUAUGAAAAAUACAAAUUAGUUACAAAUUUGGUAUUUUACAUAGCUUUUUGGAUGCAUAUUUAUUUAUUCAUUGGGUUGUAUAUGUUUGAUCCUAUUUUAGGUUCUGUAUGGAAGAUGAGCAUACCUUGUUUAGGGAAGGAUAUGCAAGUUACAGUUACUACAUUUUGUUGAUAAUGAACAUAGUGGCAAGUACAGUAGCCAACCGUUAUUGAGAUCACUACACCAGAAACCCACUGUAACAGGAAUAGUGGCCAUUUGUGAAAAACCACACACUGAUGUCGAAGUCCACGUCAGUAAGGAAAUGAGUGUAUAAUGUAAUUAUUCACACUGCAUUCCUAUUUUAUUUGUGGUCAUGACAUUUUUUUUUUUUUUUUUAUAGUACACUAUACAAUACUUUUUCUUAUUAUUAUUAUUAUACCACGGUGUUUAAUUUUUUAUUAAAAAAAAUUUGUUCCAUUUUUUACUUUUAUGUAGUAGGAGUGCCAGGAUCUUUUGAUUCUGAACUGCAUUUUUAUGUGAACUUAGUCUGUAUUCCAGGACUCAUGUCUUCUUUCCUUGAAGUCUGUAUUCCAGGACUCAUGUCUUUCCUUGAAGUCUGUAUUCCAGGACUCGUGUCUUCUUUCCUUGAAGGAGAAACCCUAGUCUUGCUAUUGUGUGGAAAGUGGGUCCAGGAAUAACUUUCAAGUACUUUUAACUAAAAAAUUGUGGUUUUUAUUUUAUAUUUUUACACUUCCUAGUUGUGGGAAGGCAUAAUCAGAGAUGCACUGGAGUCCAAUUCAGUUCUUAUGUAUAUUUCUUAUGGGGAAGGUGUUACUUCUCUUUCCCUUGGUUUCAGGACUUUUCUUUUUUGCCUUCUUGUUAAGGUUGGGGAAUUUACACUUGGGCUUUAUCAUUAAUGUUGUGCUUAAAAAUAAAAAAAAACUAAAUAACCAAUUCAUGGAUCCUCCCUUGGUUUCUAGUCAGAACUUUGGGUAAGGAAAUUACAGGCAUUUGCAGCUUGCCGCCAUAAGCGCUCUCAAUCUUUUUCUGUUUAUCAGAUUAGGAAGUUUCCUCAUUCCUUCAGUCUGCUAAGAAAGCUUCCUGGCACCGAUCUUCAACAUGCUUACAUCCCAAAAAAAAGUAACUUUAUCCAUAUUAGGAAUUCUUACAGGAACCUGUAAUUAUAUGUGUCUUGCAAGGAAUUCUUACCAAGACUUGUAAGUUUUUCAAUAGGUAGAAAUAUGCAUGAAUCUAUGAAAAUUUGGUUAUAUAGCACAGCGCUAGGGUUGGAGAGGCCAUGCAAAGCCCAACAGGCAGAUGUGAUUUGAGGUUAUUUCACAUCUCAGGAAGUAUACAUGGGUCAGUAAUUACAGCUACAAUAAUGUGGUAAAAAUAAAAAGAGUUAGAAACCUAUUAUUUAUUUUGUAAAGUUUUUAGUAUGAACAUGUUUACAGACAUUAAAUUUAUAAAAUCUAUCAUGGGGAACAUUGUUAAACACAAAGGCAACAAUAAACCGAUUGCUUCUGCAGUACUGCUGAAACUGAUGAUGUCUUAAUAAUUAAGCGUACAUACCAUUCCUCAACAGUGUGCGCAAGUCGUUCUCUCUCUCUUUUUUUUUU
Messenger RNA from Macrobrachium nipponense, 9217 nucleotides. Its product is annotated as nuclear factor related to kappa-B-binding protein-like. Bases 1 to 3933 code for a protein of 1310 amino acids. Gene Ontology annotation, molecular function: protease binding. The transcript has 22 exons. The record is from RefSeq and is a predicted model, not a curated record. Gene Ontology annotation, cellular component: Ino80 complex. Lineage: Eukaryota; Metazoa; Arthropoda; Malacostraca; Decapoda; Palaemonidae.